UGCAUUCGAGAGGAACUUUGACAUGAGCUAUUUGGACAACAUAGAUACGGACCCGGAUUUUGAACCCCCGGAAAAGAAAAAAAUGAAAACAUGCGUAAGUCAAGAUUUAAGUAUGGCACUCGAUCGCGGUGGCAUUUCGAACGCGAAAGCAACAAUGAUUAUUGCGGCGACGGCUUCUAGUCUAGGCCAUCCGAUUGAAGAAUUGAAUCUCUCUGUUUCGACCAUUAGACGUGCUCGAAUGAAAAUUCGCAAAUGUGUUGCAAAUGAGAUGAAAGCAAGCUUCUCGUCAGACGAUUAUUGGGUUGUGCAUUGGGAUGGGAAGCUUUUACCGGAUUUGACCGACGGUGGAUCAGGCCAGUUAGUUGACCGUCUUCCCGUAAUUAUUUCUGGAAAAGUAACAGAACAGCUGCUUGGAGCACCCAAGAUAGAAACUGGAACUGGAGCAUCACAAGCAGAAGCCGUGUACAAGUGUUUAGUGGAUUGGGGUGUGCAAGACAAUGUGGUAGGAAUGUGCUUUGAUACUACAAGCUCGAAUACAGGACAUAAAUCCGGAGCAUGUACAUUGGUUGAACGAAAAUUAGGCAGACCUUUGAUGAACCUCGCAUGUCGCCAUCACGUAUUAGAACUCGUACUAAAAGCAGCAUUUGAAGAUCAAUUCGGUACAUCAACUAGCCCCCAAAUACCUAUGUUCGAGAAAUUCCGCCGGGAAUGGCAUGCACUUGACCACAAAAACAUUACGAUGGAACAGAUUUCCGCCCAGAUGAGUAACCUUACUCAAAUGAUGCAACAGUUAAUGGAACGGCAAGAUCAGCAACAACUGGCUAUUAACUCAUUAUCAUUGAACCAGCCAAACGUCGCUGCAACGCCGCAACAAAAUAGAGGAACGAUGGAAGACUUCUUUAAGCUUCCUGAUCCAAUUAAAGUCAUUCCAAAAUUCGAUGGUAGCCGAAAGCAGUUGACUGCUUGGCUCACAACGGUCGAAAACACUUUAGAAAUUUUAAACCCCUAG
Armigeres subalbatus is the source of this 1009-nucleotide messenger RNA. RefSeq lists its product as uncharacterized. Lineage: Eukaryota; Metazoa; Arthropoda; Insecta; Diptera; Culicidae. Bases 23 to 1009 code for a protein of 328 amino acids. The record is from RefSeq and is a predicted model, not a curated record. The transcript has 3 exons.